AUGGACGACGACAACGAUCAUACACCGGAGGCAUUGUUGGAGGAUUCUUUAAUGUUGGAGAAUUUUGUGUGUUUUCUUUUAUUGUUAUUGGAAUUGAAGUCUGAAGACGGCGGUGAUGGUGUGAAUUAUAGUGUGGAGUUUGUCACGGACGCGUUAUUUCCAACGUUUGAUGAUACAGUUAAAUGGGCGGAUGUUGUUUCCAUAAAUCUGGGAUUUAUUUUGGUUAAAUCGUCUUACAACAAAACCAGAGAUGGUCGGUCGUAUCGAUAUUUGAGAUGUGAUCGAGGACAGAAAAGCAAGCCGAGAGAUUUUGAGAACGCAAUACGAGAGGACACAAAAACCAAAGCUAUUGGUUGUCCUUUCUACAUCAUGAUAUAUUAUGAAUUCAUCACAGACGAUUGGAAGAUCCGUGUAAAAAAUGAUGAAAUUGGGAUCCAUAACCAUCCAAUGAUUGUGUAUCAGGAGGGUCAUCGAAAUAUUAGUGGCUUGAGCCCAGAUGCAAAAAAGGUUAUGCGUGACAUGAAAAAUUCCAAGGUUGCACCGCGUAACAUCAUGGCAACUAUUGCAGAGCAAUUUCCUGAUGAUCAUCCAAACAUCAGACACAUUUACAAUUGCCGGAAUGACUUGAGAACGGAGAUGUCUGAAGGCAGUGGAGUUGUUCAGCAAUUUCUUCAUUUGGAGAGACAGAAUCAAUAUAUUUACUGGGUCAUGGCCGAUGACCUCGACGUUCUACGACAUGCAUUUAUGGUGCACCCAAUCAUGGUAAACAUACUACGCAUAUACCCACAUGUAAUCGGUAUGGAUUCGACAUACAAGACCAACCGAUACGGGAUGCCGUUCUUUGAGAUAGUAGGUGUAACACCGACAAAUCAGAAUUUCCUCGUUGGUUAUGUCUUCAUGCGCAACGAGUGUACGGCAAGCUAUCGGUGGGUGUUGCAGAGAUUAAGGGAGUUGAUUGGGUAUGAUAAAGAACCAUCGGUAUUUUUGUCAGACCGUGAACUUGGCCUCUGUGCGGCAUUGAGAGAAGUGUUUCCAGGGACGUCGCAUUUACUUUGUCGAUGGCACAUUGACAAAGAUGUGGAGGCUAGGGUGACUGAUAUGUUUAAAAAUAAGAAGAUCGGUGCAAGUUUUAAAAAUGGCAAAAUGGAAACGCAAAUUCAUCCAUUCUGGAGUACCUUGGUUAUUGGUGAUGGUGUUGAUAUACCUGUGUUCGUUAACGAUUCAACCAAGGAAGUUGCACAUUUUCGUUCCCUGGUUGAUGAGGUCAUUGGUAGUGAUCCUACUAUACUUCGAAAUGUAUCUUGCAUCAUUGAAGAGGAGCUGCAACCGGAUCAUACAAACCUUGAAGAACCACAUGUAAACCACAAUGUUCGAGGUUGA
Molecule: messenger RNA, 1380 nt
Organism: Chenopodium quinoa (quinoa)
Lineage: Eukaryota; Viridiplantae; Streptophyta; Magnoliopsida; Caryophyllales; Amaranthaceae
Product: protein FAR1-RELATED SEQUENCE 5-like
Exons: 3
Coding region: 1-1380 (459 amino acids)
Biological process (GO): regulation of DNA-templated transcription
Source: RefSeq, a predicted model, not a curated record